ACAGAAUGCAAAUUCAACGACGCGAAAGUUAAAAGAAUUUUGCAGAAAAAGGAUGCUAUUAAAAUCUACUUCAAAUUUAGCACGUACGUAACCUGAAAAAAAAUGAGUAAGCCCAUGGUCAUUGGUCAUGAUGAUUAUUCCACAUCAGAACAUAUCCAACUGUCAACAACACCAAUCAUGAUGAAAGUGCGUAAACUAACCAAGUCUAAGGCGGUACAUGCCAGGACAGAUCGGGCCAGUCGACGCUUGGGAGUAUAUGCAUCAGGAAGAGAGGGAGAAAUGUGGUGUCUCCUCUCCAUUUUUUCCGGGCGUAAUCGAGGGCUACUAUAGGGAUAAGAGCAAAUGCGACGUAUUUAUUUUUUAUUAAUAUUUAUUUAUAGUGAUAAAACCAACACUUCAACCUUUUCGGAAAAUUCAGAACUGGAAAAUUUGCAUGUUGAGAAUAAACUAUUGAAACAACUGAAUGAAGAAUUAAUGGACAAAAAUGCACUAAUAAAAGAACUAUGGGAAAAGAGAAAAAAUGUGGAUGAGACAGCUCCUGUAAGAAACAAUCAAAAAACAUAUGCUGAUAUAAUGGCAAAUAGACAACCUAUCAAGAGUCAAAGAGUACCAAGAAUAAUUGUCAAGAGUCUUAAGAGUGAAAACAAAGAUCCAAAAGAGUUUUCGAAAAAAGUAUGCAAUCUGUUAAUAGAGAAAAAAGACAUACAAACAAAACAAGUAAAAUCAAUAAAUGAUAGUGAGAUAGAAAUAAAAAGUAUGAAUGAAAAAAGUGCCAAGGCUACAAUAGAGUUACUCAGUAGAAAACUAUCUAAUAACUACAAAACAACGAUUGAAAAAAUAGAGUCACCUAAAUUCAAAAUAGUUGGAGUGGAUAACUACAAUAAAAUGAAUCUUGAAGAUCUGGAAAAGGACUUGAAUAAUAGACAUUUUAAUGAAUAUGAUGAAAAGUGUAAAGUAUUAUAUUUAUAAAUAAAAAUAAUUCUACAAAAACAUCUAGUAUAAUAAUUGAAGUGCCAAGAAUAAUAUAUAAACACAUCAAAGAUACUCAGAAUAGAAUUUUUAUUGGUCAUCAAAGCUGUAAAGUGUGGGACUUCAUAAACAUCAAGCCAUGCUACAAUUGUGGAAGAUUUGGGCAUGAUCCGCAAAAAUGUAGAAAUGAACCCUGUUGUCUAAAAUGCGCAGGAGAGCAUUUAACUAUGCAAUGUGAUAAUUCAAGUAAUUCUACAUGUAUCAAUUGUUUCUUCAGCAAUUCUAAAUAUAAGACAAAGUUUGAGGUUAAUCAUAUGGCCAAUAUAUGACACAGAGAAAUGUGCAAUAUUAAAAAGUAAGAUAAACAGAUACAUAGAUAUGACUGAUUAUCCUAUGAGACCUACUCUACCUAAAUACUUAGUUAAGGUAGAAAUCCACAAAGAAACCACUACAGUAAUGAAAUCACCAAUACUACCUUUGAGGACAAAAACGCAAUGAGAUAAAUAAUGGAGCAACACAUCGACCUCAUUGAAAAGCUACAAAAGGAAGUAUUACAGGAAGAAAUAUCAUAUCCUGAUCUGAAAACUCUUAAUAAGAAUUUAUACAAAAAUGACAGUUAUAUCUUGCAUCUAAAUAUCAGAAGUCUAAAUGUCAAUUUUAAUUAAUUGGAAAUUUUUAUUAAGAGUUUGAAGAUUAAACCUAGCAUAAUAGUAUGUACAGAAACGUAGAUGUUUAAUUGCCAAAUUUUUGCACUAACAGGUUAUAAAUUGUAUUACAAUAAUGGUAAAAUAAAUCAAAAUGAUGGGGUAGUAGUUUAUAUACAGGAUGGUAUAUCAGAAACAACAGAAGUGAUAGAAAUAGGUAAACUCAAAAUAUUAAACACACGAAUAACGUUAAGUAACAUUAGCAAUGUUCAAUUAUCAUCUUUAUACAGAUACCAUGAUCUCUCUAUUCUAGAAUUCAUAGCAAACUUAAAAACAUACGUCAAUAUAAAAAAAAAUCUUAAAAAUUACUUAAUCAUUGGUGACUUUAACAUAGAUAUUAUGUAAGAAGAUAAUUAUAGCCAAGAACUAUUAAAUAACAUGUUAGAAAAUGGUUUUGCCCCAUGAUUUAGACACACGACAAGACCUAAGAACGGUAGUGGAAACGGAACAUGCAUUGACAAUAUCUAUACAAAAACUAAAUCAUUACCCAAUCUUCUUAAAGCUGAAUAAACCACCUAAACCAAAAAAAGAGAUUGUUCACCAUUAUUAUAAUUACACUACAGCGGAUAACUAAACUACAGAGGAUAGCUAGCAGUAAAAAUUGGCAUAUCAUAGAAACAAUGCAUGAUCCCAACUCCGCUACAGCCUACUUAAUAAACGAGAUACAGGAUUGCUUAGAAAAAUCUAAAAGUCUGAUUAAUAUGAAAAUAAGUAAAAAAACUCCAAGAAUGGAGUGGAUCACUAAAGCUAUCAUAGUCUCGUGCGAGAAAAAGAACAAUUAUACAAAAAAAUGCGUAAAGAACCAAAUAAUAAUAAUAUUAAAGUAGAGUAUAAGAACUAUGAACUAUACCAAUAGGCUAGAUAAGCUGAUUUAUGAAGCAAAGCUUAGGCAUGAUAGAAAUUUCUUUACAAAUAACAGUAACAAUACUAAACAACUUUGGAAACACAUUAAGAAUAAGUUAGGAACAAACUCGCAAAAGGAUACAACAAUUAAUAAAAUAGCGAUAGAUAAAAACUGUACAAUUGAAGAACCAAUACAAAUUGCCAACUACAUGAAUUCCUUUUUUUGUAAAAUAGGAAAAGACCUAAGCCACAAAAUUAUUAACCCACAGGGUAAAAAAUUAGAAUAACCUCCCAUAAACAAUAAUACAAUCUUUAUCAUACCAACUAAUAACUCAGAAA
Molecule: messenger RNA, 2855 nt
Organism: Nasonia vitripennis (jewel wasp)
Lineage: Eukaryota; Metazoa; Arthropoda; Insecta; Hymenoptera; Pteromalidae
Exons: 2
Coding region: 343-969 (208 amino acids)
Source: RefSeq, a predicted model, not a curated record